CUCCGCUGCUUGUCUCCAGAGCCGCCGAGCCUCUAGACGAGCGACCUCAAGCGCUAAAAUGACACCCCCCUCAGCUCUACCACGGAAACGAGAAGCCAUCGCCGCCCUGUUGCCGACCUGUCAGUCGAAUGAUUCGUUGCCACCGCAGAACUUCGAUGCCAUUCAACAAGUCCAGCCUCCUGCGCAGCGCCGCGCGACGACCACACCCUCCACACCACAUGAUCUCGAUGUGUGCCACGGAUCGCUCACCCAGCUUUCGUAGCGUGCGAAGGUGCGUCCCAUCGCCCACCCAACCCUCUCUCCGUUCAACCUACUCGCGAGGUGCCGCUGACCAUAGACAUGUACAAUGUCAUCCGCAUCAGCGCAGUGGGCGGCGCUUAUCAGCGCGCCUCAUUUUCCGUUCCGCCAGCUCGGGAAAUCCGCUCGGCGCUCGUGGAAGUCCCCCCUCGAGUUUCCGACACGCAAUCCUUGUGUAAUUUAUCACAUACGCCUGGACUAUACGCGCGCUUGUGGUGGAGCGACAACGAGGGAACCGACGUGUCGGCCGUGAUGCCCACGUUAGCCUCCGCUGCCCUUGUCCUGGUACCUGCGCCCAGCCCGAGGUGCCCGCGCACCUGUCUACUGUUUGCGCUUAGCGUAUGAGAAUUACAGGUUACCCUUGUACUUCGCGACCAAUUACUGACCUCCGAG
Molecule: messenger RNA, 690 nt
Organism: Schizophyllum commune H4-8
Lineage: Eukaryota; Fungi; Basidiomycota; Agaricomycetes; Agaricales; Schizophyllaceae
Exons: 1
Coding region: 129-476 (115 amino acids)
Source: RefSeq, a predicted model, not a curated record